CGAUUUCUGUCUAUUAACACACUAUCAUAUGGUGAUCUGCUGUUUGAAUAGGAAAUGAAUAUAAUGGAUUUCUUCGAAAUUUCCUACACUAACACUAAAAUUUAGACUUAUAGACUAUCGGCAUAAAUACGUUCAAAUUUGAUAUACUCCUAGGCAAACACUUAUGACAUAAUAAACAUCUGAUUGGGUCAACUAAUCAGAUUAAAUCAAUGUUUAGCCGAUUGCAUAUAAUUUUCAUGGAAUAAUUCGGUAGCGGGUGGAUGUUUCCUGGUAUCCCCAACUUGUCAAGCUCCUUCUGAAUGCACUUUUUCCUUCAAGAAGAAGAAUCAUUGACAGUUGAAUGUUGAUACUCUCGUUUGUAGAUUGUUUAGGACUCGACUUCAAGAGAUUGCCUGGGAAAUAUGGAUAUGCUGGACGCGGAGGAGUUUCCUGUGGAAGCUGACAGCUCUGAAGGGGAUAAAGAAAAGAAACCUCGCCCGAUCAUUCGCACCGCCGUCGACCUGCAGCGUUUGAAACUGGAGAAAUUAAUGAAAAAUCCUGACAAACCAGUGAUCAUACCGGAAACACCCAAAGAAAAAGAUUUUCUCCAAUCAGUCCCAACAUUUGUACGAAAUGUGAUGGGCUCAAGUGCAGGCGCUGGUUCUGGUGAAUUUCAUGUAUAUCGCCAUCUGCGUCGGAAGGAAUACGCCCGCCAAAAAUUCAUACAGGCAAAGAGUCUUCGAGAACAAUUGGAUGAUGAAUUCCAAGCUAAGUUGGAGAAGAAUCGUCUCGAUGCAGAGAGUAAAACUGCGAAGAAACGGGCAAAACGCCAGAAGAAGAAACAAAAGAUGAAGCAACGCGGCAAGAAACCAAAAACUGAUAAUCAAAAUGAGGCAAUCGGGGGUGGAAGCAGCCAUGAUAGUUCAGAGAGUGAACAAGAGGAAAGUGAUGAGGGAAAAUCUGGUGGAAAUGAAAGGUGCGAUAAUGAAAAAACAAAGGAUGAAGCCGCGAGAAAGCUGAAUGAUGUCGAAAAUAGUUCCGAAAAGCUCAAAGAUACAAUUAAUGCUGAAGACCGAGAACCGAAUGAUGACUCUGAACAGCCUAACAAAUUUGAUGAACUCAAAGAUAAUGAAAUCGAGGCGGAUAAAUGUUCGCCAGGGGAUAACAAAAGUGAUUGAAUACUAUUAAGAUGUUAGGUUUAAUAAAGUGUUUAAAUUGAUUUCUUUCAAUUAA
Messenger RNA from Hermetia illucens (black soldier fly), 1212 nucleotides. RefSeq names its product PRKR-interacting protein 1 homolog. Bases 402 to 1157 code for a protein of 251 amino acids. Gene Ontology annotation, biological process: negative regulation of protein kinase activity. Gene Ontology annotation, molecular function: double-stranded RNA binding; protein kinase inhibitor activity; protein kinase binding. Gene Ontology annotation, cellular component: nucleolus. The record is from RefSeq and is a predicted model, not a curated record. The transcript is spliced from 2 exons. NCBI's taxonomy places the organism in Eukaryota, Metazoa, Arthropoda, Insecta, Diptera, Stratiomyidae.